AUGCCGCGGUCGAAGACCAAACGUCCGCGCACCCCAUCUCCUCCCGCUGACCGUCGCGCGCCCGCCUCGACGACCCCUUCUCCCCAGCGCGCGAAGAAGCUCAAGCUUCUCGCCGCCCACACCCUCGAGUCCCCCUUCCCCGACUUCCACCGCCCCACCCCCCUCGAGGCCGCGGACGUGCUCGCCAUCCUCUCGCGCGCCCACCCAGACGUCGCCGCGCGCCGCCGCGCGCCCUCGGCCCGCAGCAACGCCGCGUUCACCUGCGGCAACGUCCCGGACGUGCUCGAGAGCCUCGUCGGCACCGUCCUCAGCCAGAACACGUCCUCGCGCAACGCUGCCGCUGCCAAGGACGGGCUCGACGCCGCGUUCGGGCGCAACGACUUCGCCGCCAUCGCCGCGGCCCCGCGCAAGGCCGUCGUCGCCGCGAUCCGCUCCGGCGGGCUCGCGAACAAGAAGGCGGGCGUCGUCCAGAACCUGCUGCGCGAGGUCCACGCGCGGCACGGGGUGUACUCGCUGCAGCACCUUACCGCGGACGUCGGGUUCACGGACGAUGCGGCGAUGGAGGAGCUCGUCUCGUACGACGGCGUCGGCCCCAAGACGGCAUCGUGCGUGCUCCUUUUCUGCCUCGGUCGCGCGUCGUUCCCCGUCGACACGCACGUCUUCCGCUUGUCUCGACUGCUGCAGUGGGUUCCUCCGAAGUCGGACCGUGUUACUGCACAGGCCCAUUUGGACCUCACUAUCCCAGACGACCUAAAGUACGGGCUCCAUCAGCUGAUGUUCACUCACGGAAAGCGAUGCAAAGGCUGCAAAGGACCAGGCAUGCGCGACGAAUGUGUACUGAAAGAUUGGCUUCGUGAGCAGAAGGGCGUGAAGGAAGAAGAACAGGAGUUGUUAUUGCGCAAAGCGGAAGACGAGGACGAGGAGACCGUGCUUCCAACAUAA
Messenger RNA from Epithele typhae, 942 nucleotides. Its product is annotated as DNA glycosylase. Gene Ontology annotation, molecular function: catalytic activity. The transcript is spliced from 2 exons. The coding region runs from base 1 to 942 and encodes 313 amino acids. Gene Ontology annotation, biological process: base-excision repair. The record is from RefSeq and is a predicted model, not a curated record. NCBI's taxonomy places the organism in Eukaryota, Fungi, Basidiomycota, Agaricomycetes, Polyporales, Epitheliaceae.